Messenger RNA from Lipotes vexillifer (Yangtze River dolphin), 579 nucleotides. It is a transcript of the gene IL18BP, whose product is annotated as interleukin 18 binding protein. The transcript is spliced from 5 exons. Bases 1 to 579 code for a protein of 192 amino acids. The record is from RefSeq and is a predicted model, not a curated record. Lineage: Eukaryota; Metazoa; Chordata; Mammalia; Artiodactyla; Lipotidae. Gene Ontology annotation, molecular function: interleukin-18 binding. Gene Ontology annotation, biological process: T-helper 1 type immune response.
AUGAGACAGAACUGGAUGCCAGACCCCAGCCCUCUUUGGGCCCUGCUCCUCUGUGCCCACAUUGUCUCCCACCUGGCCAGAGCCACACCUGUGCCUCAGGCCACUACAGCUGCCACUGCCUCAGCUGGGAUCGCAAAGGACACCUGCCCCUCCCAGCCCCCAGUGCUCCUGACAGCUAAGCAGUGCCCAGCAUUGGAAGUGACCUGGCCGGAAGUGGAAGUCUCACUGAAUGGAACGCUGACCUUGUCCUGUACUGCCUGCAGCCGCUUCCCCCACUUCAGCAUCCUUUACUGGCUGGGCAACAGCUCCUUCAUCGAGCACCUCCCGGGCCGGCUGCGGGAGGGCAGCACCAGGCGGGAGCACAGGGGCACGAGGACCCAGCUGUGGAGGGCCUUGGUGCUGGAGGAGCUGAGCCCCACCCUGCGAGACACCAACUUCUCCUGUGUUUUCUCAGAUCCUGGGCAGACUGCCCAGCGUCACCUCGUCCUGGCCCAGCUCUGGGCUGGGCUGAAGACAAGCGUGCCCCCUGACACAAGAAGCCCCAUCCUCCAGCAAGUCCCCUCAGCCUCACCAUCCUGA